CGAUCUCUGGGCUUCACAUAAAUUAUCUGUUACGCUAAUUUAGUCUCUUAUUAAUCAAAUUUAGUGCAGGAUUCUAGAUUUUGUUGAUUUUUUUUUUUCGAAAAUUUCGGAAUUGCUGGAAACCGUUCUUUCAGGGUGGUGCAAUUGAUGAUUGCUACGGAUGAAAUUACUGCUACUUAAGUUUUAAGUGUAAAUAAUUAGAAUUAUCACUAUGAUUUUUUUUAAAGAUAUUUUCUAAAGGGGGGGGGGGGGUUCGGAGGGAGGGAGUGGUAGUCAUCAUGGCGACUAUUGGGAUCAAACCCUGGUUGUAUACGAGGGACUUAGACGGUUAACCACUGGGCUAUGCUAUUCUCAAAUCUUAUUGGCUCUUUUUUUGAUUGUUUAUAAUUUAGUGGGUGUCAUGGUUUAUGUUUAUUUUCAUGUAUAGCCUCUGAAACGGUCUUUGAUGAUGUUUACGUAUUGUAUGGAUGAAUUUGGUUUAAUGAAAGUGGUAGUUGGGUUGGAAUAUCUUCUCAGUGUCUGUAAACUUGAGUUGAUUGUUGUAUUUCUGCCUGGGAGCUAGCAUCCCUUAGCAAUGGUGGUAUUCAGUUGAUUACUUUAACGAAGACGUUAAAUGGAUUUUACUUGAGGUCUAAAGGCGCUUGCUACGUCAAGAAGACGUUAAAUGGAUUUUACUUGAGGUCUAAAGGCGCUUGCUACGUCAACAAUCCGUUCACUUUUAGACUUCCUUAAUUUAGUUAGUGAGGAAUCAGGUGGUUGCAGCAAUUGGUGCUUUGAAUCCUAUGCAAUGUUAUGAGGAUUAAAAAUUACCCUGUCUUUAGGACUGGUGAUGAUCAAAAUGGGGAGACUGCCAGAAGAUUCAAUUGGUGUUACAGAUAUAUGGACUGGAAAAGUUUACAAUGCAUAUCUUUAGUUGCGUAAUUUGUUUUCUUUCAGGCCUUGAAGUAGCACGGUACUACUUUUGAAUGCUUAUCUUUGUGAAUCUGACUCAAAAAGGUUGUUAGGAAAUCCUUCCCCCAUGUGCGACAGGUUUCUGGUAAAAUUGUGGAAAGAGGCUGGGGUUCAAGAGCUAGAGUGAUAUAUCUAGAUGGAUAGUGUCAGAGAAAAGUGCACUAUGUGAUUGCUUUUUUUACCCUGCUAGGCUACGUAUGAGCACUUCUUAGUACUGAGUUUUGAGAUUCAUGGUAGUGGAUAUGGAUUGUGGGACUAGUGAAUCAGUGGAUACUUCUCACUCAACUGAUGAGAAUGAUGAGGCUGGUGAUGUUGGUGAUUUUGAAUGCAAUAUCUGCUUUGAUUUAGCUCAAAAUCCCGUUGUGACACUUUGUGGCCAUCUUUACUGCUGGCCUUGCCUGUACCAAUGGCUGCAAGGUCAUUCGUAUUCCCACGAAUGUCCGGUUUGUAAAGCCAUAAUAGCUGAGGAGAAACUGGUUCCUAUAUAUGGAAGGGGCAAAGGAAGAUCAGAUUCAAAACCCUUCCAAAUAUCGGGAGUUAAUAUUCCAAAUCGGCCUGUUGGGCAAAGACCACCAUCAGCUCCGCCUGUAAAUAUGAACCACUUCACACAAGAUCAGUUGGAUCCCAUGUCAAAUGCAAGGUUUGGAAACCUAACGCUGUCUGCUCUUUUUGGCAUUAUUCCAGCUGUUUUUAGUUUUCAGAUGCAUGCAAUGCAUGAUGCCACUGUCUAUGGGGCAACGACAGGAGUGCCCUAUGUGUUUUCAAGUUCAUUCCACGGAGGAUACUCUCAUGGUUUUCAUCACCAUUCAACUCAAGUGGAGGGGAAACUGGUCUUUUGGAAGAUAAUUGCCCUGCUUGCUGGCUUCUUAAUACUUUUGCGUCUAAUUUUUUAGGCGUUCGAUUUCAGAAGUUGGUAGUCAUGCUAUUGUAUGUCGAGAGAACUGUCUAAUGCACGUUUGCUUGAUCUGUGGUCGAAAUGUCGACUUAGUUCUGAAAGUGACAUCUUCCUCUGUUCGCAUUUCAUAUCGAAUUAGCGUUUGACUUGUGCUCUUUGCUUUCCCUCGACUCAACGUAGAUGAUUACAAUAA
This is a messenger RNA of Coffea arabica (coffee), 2039 nucleotides long. The record is from RefSeq and is a predicted model, not a curated record. NCBI's taxonomy places the organism in Eukaryota, Viridiplantae, Streptophyta, Magnoliopsida, Gentianales, Rubiaceae.